Colletotrichum orchidophilum is the source of this 708-nucleotide messenger RNA. RefSeq lists its product as uncharacterized. Bases 1 to 708 code for a protein of 235 amino acids. The transcript is spliced from 2 exons. Lineage: Eukaryota; Fungi; Ascomycota; Sordariomycetes; Glomerellales; Glomerellaceae. The record is from RefSeq and is a predicted model, not a curated record.
AUGCCUCGAUUGAGAAGGGUGUUUGCUGGAUGGCCGGAGGACGUUGAGAAGUGGAGUCAAGGAGCGCAGCGGACGGAGGGCGAGCAUGCACAGCAGGAGGGCAAAAGGAGCGGGCCGGGCUGGGACGAAGGGCCCCCGUCCGCCGGCGCGCUCUGCUGGUGUCUGGCUGCCUCGGCGACUCGCUCAUCAAGGGAGGAGGCAGUCGCAGGCCUGGGUGGUUUGCCCUCGUGGACGACACUCGCUCGCGUGGCACAGCAGAGGCAGCGGCGGAUGCAAAGAAAGCGACGAGAAGCUGAGCAGCAUCUCAAUCUCCACACAGUGGCUGGUUCUUUGCUGGCCGAGGGACAUGAGCGAGUGCGAGUGGCAGAUCUGGAAGGAAAGGUCAGCAAGCAAACAUGCACGUCGGGGGUACGGAUACAAAGUACAGAGUCUCGCCCGAGGCGGCGCUCACCAAGUCGCCAUCAGCUCAGUCUCGGUCAGCUGAGGGGCGCGGCGCAGUGGGAGGCCUUGGUGCCUUUUGAGGGCGGCCGAAUUGUAUUCCAGAAGCCACCGUCGAAGCCUCAAGAGCUUCAGUCAUUGUGCUCGGUGCAGGCCUUCGCGUCACUCGAGGUUUAUCUACCCGCCAUCGCCUGGGAACGAUGGGAACACCUGCGUUUGGCUCCAGCAGACACGCUCGUAGCGCGGGCCAUCUCGAGACUUGAGCACUAG